Molecule: messenger RNA, 3170 nt
Organism: Rhopilema esculentum
Lineage: Eukaryota; Metazoa; Cnidaria; Scyphozoa; Rhizostomeae; Rhizostomatidae
Product: serine/threonine-protein kinase mig-15
Biological process (GO): protein phosphorylation
Cellular component (GO): cytosol
Molecular function (GO): MAP kinase kinase kinase kinase activity; ATP binding
Source: RefSeq, a predicted model, not a curated record
GAAAGGAAAUGAUGGUCUGCCAGAAAAGGUGUGGAGCUGCGACGAAUUGUUAAUACUGUUCUGGUCAUGGAAAAUGCUUGAAUUUUAGUUCAAUGGCUGUUUUCUGAAUAUUAUAUAUAUCAUUUCUUUGUGUUCGUAACACUAUUUUUUAUUUCGUAUUUAUGACUGUUGGAGCACGAUAGCUGGCAGGAAAAGCUGUGCUUAGGCCCAUUGUGAAAAAUGUCGAGUUUGGACGACAUCGACCUGUCUAAUUUGAAGGAGCCUGCAGGCUAUUUUGACCUGGUUGAAGUUGUAGGAAAUGGAACUUAUGGGCAAGUUUACAAGGGAAGGCACAAAAGAACUGGACAGUUGGCAGCCAUCAAGAUUAUGAGUGUUACGGAGGAUGAAGAAGAGGAAAUCAAGCUUGAGAUAAAUGUCUUACGCAAGUAUUCAAAUCAUCUAAAUAUUGCCAGAUACUAUGGCGCUUUUAUCAAGAAAAUGAUGGAAGGGCAAGACGACCAGUUAUGGCUUGUAAUGGAAUUUUGUGGAGCUGGAUCAGUAACAGAUCUUGUUAAAGCAACAAAAACAAAAUCAGUUAAAGAAGACUGGAUCGCAUAUAUUUGUAGAGAAGUUUUGACGGGAGUUCAACAUCUGCAUCAAAAUCACGUCAUACACAGAGAUAUAAAAGGACAGAACAUUUUGCUGACUGAGAAUGCUGAAGUCAAGCUAGUUGAUUUCGGAGUAAGCGCGCAGCUUGAUCGAACAGUAGGGAGAAGAAACACUUUUAUCGGCACGCCGUAUUGGAUGGCACCAGAAGUCAUUGUUUGUGAUGAGCAACCAGAUGCCACAUACGACAACAGGUGUGACAUGUGGUCAGUUGGAAUAACAGCAAUAGAAAUGGCAGAAUCACAGCCUCCUCUUUGUGACAUGCAUCCAAUGAGAGCCCUCUUCCUUAUUCCGAGAAGUGACCCGCCUAAACUAAGAUCAAAGAGAUCCUGGUCAAGAAAAUUUCGUGAUUUCGUCACCGUUUGCCUUAUCAAGGAUUACCUACAAAGGCCUACAGCGGAACAGCUGCUUCAGCAUGACUUUGUUCGUGGCUUCAAACAACAGGAGAGGAAAAUUAGGAUUGAGAUUAAGGAUUUUAUUGACAGAACAAGAAGGCGAAGAGGUGAGCUUGAAGAUGAAUAUGGUCCAUAUGGAAAUGAAGGCGAUGACUUGGAUUUGGCUGCCAUUCUUGUAGACGAAGAGCAGGGUGACACCUUGAUUGAGGGUGCUCCUGGGGCAACGUUACGGCGAAAUCUGACAAUGAUGCAAGGUGGAGAGCCAGCGUCGCCUUCUCCUCGUGAUAAAGAUUUUGAUGCACCACCAUUUGCUGCAAAGAACGAAGAAAGUGAUCAAACUAUCAAAAGAAACAAGAUGGAAGAAUCAAAAUCGUCGCAACUACGCGUUCCAGAAGCGCGGCCGGCGCCAUCGCCAGUACAGCAGCAAGCUCCAAGAGCACAGGCCUCUAGACAACCACCGCCACAGAGUGACAGUAGGCAGAGUGACAGUAGGCAGAGUCACCGGUCUCAUCAAAGAGAACAAACUCCGAGACAGGAGGCAACGCCAAAGUACCAGCCUCCGCAGGAACGUCAACCAGUCAGGCCGCAGCCUGCUCCACAGCCUGCUCCACAGCCUCAGAGGGUGGUACAGCAAGAGGCACAAGACGAUGGGACACUGCGUCGAGACGUGCUGCAGCCACCGGAUUAUGUUGCGCCCCCAUACGAACAUUUCGAUACUUUGAACAGGCUUGUGAGCGAAAUGGAAGCUAUAAACAUGGCUGAGGAUAACACGAUAAAACAGCAAUCGAAACGUCGACAAAAAGACACUGAAGAUUCACAGUCCAUCACAUCUGAUAGCAGCCUUGAGGGUUUGAUGGCUAGGCCUUUGACGAGCAAUUUGCCCGAUGUUCUGCCAAUGCAACAGCAUCAUCUUCAGGCUCGAGGUGUGAGUGCAUCGGUUGGAAACCUCUCCACCGAUUCAUCAUCAUCUACCCAAUCAGAUGACAGAAAAAAGGUUGCCAAGCAAGCAUCAAGAAGGGCUACUACUCCAGAACCCAACAUUUCUGUCAAUGUUUCGCCUGAAAGAGCUUCGGUGGCAAUCGACGAUUCAGCGAUGCCACAAAUAAAAAAGUACAAGUACAAAUUCAGAUCUGACAUUUUAUCAGCCGCUUUAUGGGGAGUUAACCUACUGAUUGGAACGGAUAAUGGGCUUUACCUUCUCGACCGUAGCGGCAACGACAAAGUUUUUCCUCUGAUUUCAAGACGACGUUUUCAUCAAAUAGAUGUUAUCGAGAACUUAAACGUUCUAGUCACGAUUAGCGGCAAGCACAACAAGCUGAGAGUUUAUUACCUUUCUUAUCUAAAGAACAAAAUUGUGAAAGGAGAAGAGUCGGAGAAACAGCGUCAACGACAGUACACAACAGUUGGUGAUUUGCAAGGAUGCACCCACUAUAAACUCGUGAAUUUUCACAGAAUCAAGUUUCUUGCAAUUGCAGUCGAUUUUGCCAUCGAGGUUUACGCAUGGGCCCCAAAACCGUACCACAAGUUCAUGGCAUUUAAGUCCUUCAGAACGCUGAUACAUCGUCCUCUUCUGGUUAAUAUGGCAAUAGAGACAGAUAAUAGCAAGCUUCGAGUUGUAUACGCUUCCGAAAUAGGUUUCCAUGGUGUCGAUCUAGAUUCAGCCUCGGUUUACGACAUUCAUGUUCCGUUACGGGGCGAACCGAUUCGGGCACAUUCCAUUAUACCACUCCCUGGAAGCAACGGGCGUACAAUUUUAUUGUGCUACGAAGACGAGGGGGCCUAUUUCAGUACUGCUGGGAAAAAGGUUAAAGAUGCAACCAUAAGAUGGGGAGAACCGCCUCACUCUGUUGCUCAAGUUGGUUCCAAUCAGAUCAUGGGCUGGGGCGAAAAGGCUAUAGAGGUUCGUAAUCUGCAGACUGGAACGCUUGACAGUGUUUUUAUGCAGAAAAGAAGGCAGAUGUUCCGGUUUUUAUGUGAAAGGAAUGAAAAGGUGUUUUUUGCAUCGACAUCUGGUACUGGCUCUCAAGUGUUCUUCAUGACUUUGAGUUCUGAAUUCAAGAAUUUCGUAUAAAGUGACAGACAGGUUAACACGACUGACGAGAGAAGAAUAGGGAAAGCUUUCCAUUGGUU